Molecule: messenger RNA, 288 nt
Organism: Oikopleura dioica
Lineage: Eukaryota; Metazoa; Chordata; Appendicularia; Copelata; Oikopleuridae
Source: the annotation of a GenBank genome assembly
AUGCUCAAGCAAAAUCCAUAUUUAAAAACACCUCUCGAUCGAGAAAAGUUUAUUUCCCCCAUUCCAGUAUUGAAUAAAGACAAGAGAGACGAAAAAAUGCGAUUCCAAACAAUUUUUGCUGCAUUUGCCCUGACGGCCGAGCCAGUUCUUGCUUUGGGUGCACAGCAAGCUGCAGAGUUUGAUGAGUUUUCAAACCUCGGCCCAGCUUUUCAGCAAUACUUGGCAGCUGUGAUGAAUCGACCGAAGCGAGGAAUGGCUGGAGCGAUGUACCGCGGCGGAUAUUUUUGA